This is a messenger RNA of Micropterus dolomieu (smallmouth bass), 3664 nucleotides long. RefSeq names its product SH2B adapter protein 3-like. The coding region runs from base 1 to 1407 and encodes 468 amino acids. The record is from RefSeq and is a predicted model, not a curated record. Lineage: Eukaryota; Metazoa; Chordata; Actinopteri; Centrarchiformes; Centrarchidae. Gene Ontology annotation, biological process: intracellular signal transduction. Gene Ontology annotation, cellular component: plasma membrane. The transcript is spliced from 9 exons. Gene Ontology annotation, molecular function: transmembrane receptor protein tyrosine kinase adaptor activity.
AUGGAUCUGAGGCAAACGAAGCAAACCAGCCCUCCAAACCGCAACCAGAUCAAGGGCACCCCCCAAAGUGCAAAGGACCCCAGACCGUAUGUGCCGGGGGAAGCUGCACCCCGCUGCGAGGACGAACAGCAUAAAGCCGUGCCGGGAAGCUCCCCGCCGCCAGGGAGCGAUAACGAGGGAGAACUAGGCCAACAGUCCCCCAGCCCAGCCAGAGGCAUCCCGCCCCAGGGUGCAGCAGAGCCAGCAGCCGCCGAGGCCCGAUGCAGCAAGGAAAAUAAAGUCAUCAGUGAUCCCAACCUGAAACCGGGAAGCACAGACGUGUUGGUCAGGUCUCCCUUGCCUGAUGAGGCCCUGAUGGGUGAUGCUGCCUCCAGUCCCAAGCUGACGACUCACUGCUCAGAUAUCCACGAAGUCCGUCGUUGCAACCGGCUGGAGAUGCCUGACAACUUAAACACAUUUGUUUUAAAGGUUAAUCGAGGUAGUCUGAUAUUUGAGACAGACAACGACCAGCAGGUCAGCUCCUGGACCACAGAGCUAAAAGAAUGUAUCACCAACAGGUCAGACAGUGUGGGUCUGGAGCCCCUCCCCUCCCCGGUUGACAGCUCUGCUCCAGCCAAUCACAGAGGGAGCGCAGAGUUAGGAAGUCAAAGCCCCGUCACCUUUGCCCCGCCAGAGCAGGGUGUCCAGAAGACUGAUCAUUUCCUGUUCUCCUACCCCUGGUUCCACGGGCCCAUCUCCCGCGUCAAGGCAGCCUACCUGGUUCAGAGCUCUGGACCAGAGGGACACGGCGUGUUUCUGGUCCGACAGAGCGAGACGCGCAGAGGUGACUACGUCCUCACGUUUAACUACCAGGGAAAAGCAAAGCACCUGCGUCUCUCUCUCACAGAAUGGGGUCAGUGCAGGGUACAGCACCUGCGCUUCCCCUCUGUUAUGGACAUGCUCAGUCACUUCCGCCUCUUCCCCAUCCCGCUAGAGUGCGGCGCUGCCGGUGCCGUCACGCUGUCCAGCUUCGUAGUGGCGGGCUCCAGCCCUCCAUCACAGGGUCAGCUCUCAGGCGCUCUUCUCGUCCCUUUCUCCCUCCAUCGGUGGAGUUCUGAGCCCAGCCUGGCUCACUGCAGCCUGGCUCGCAGCUCCACUCAGCCCCCUUCCUCCUGCUCCACCAGCGCCAGCACCACUUCCAGUCCCAGUUCUGUUUCCCAACCGGGAAAUCGCCCAUUCACUCGCACCAACCGCGUCCCUGACCCUCCUCCGCCAGCUCCCUCUCCUCUGCGUCGGAGUGAAUCGGUGGGGAGGAGACCCCUGCUCCGCCACCCCAACCCGCACAUCCCUCAACGGGACUCAGACUAUGAGCUAGAGCCCGAGCGGGGCCGCAAGCGGGCGAUAGACAACCAGUACGUGUUGCUCUGACCCACUGAGACAAGCACCUUCAUCACCUCUGACAGACUGCAGUCACACAUGAUCACACACACGUCACGUAUUUUAUUACCACCCCACCUACAAACAUGUGGUGGGUGUGUGAGAGGCACCUCACAACCUCCACCCCGAGUGUCCGCAGUGAAUGUAUUUUUGUGAGUUUUAUAACAGUGUUGACCAUGAUGAUUAUUCUCAUUUUAUUGAUGUUGAGGUUCUGUGCGAGAGAGGGAGAGCCACGUGUGUAGCUGUCCUCAAGCCCAGGCAAAAAAAAAGUAAAUGUUUAAAUGCUUUUAUACUUGUGAAUAUAUAGAGGUGCACUUGAUUUAACUUCAUUGGCACUUAGACUGAACUGAUGGGGAAGGCACUGCCUGUGAAAUUGAUUAAAUCAAGUGCUUCUGUAAAAUAUUUAAAAGACAUUUUCUUUUUCACACACAAGAGAUUUUGUGUGAAGCGCCUUUUUAUACACACACCAACGAAGAAGCACUCUAUUUAAGCGUGUCUGUACACUCUAUUAGGUAGUCCUCCUCUUGUGCUUUGUUAUAUAUUUAAGUGCACGAUGCUUUCAGUGCACUUUGGAAACAAUGUGUAUUUUUUCUAUACACAGAUUAUUUUGUAGAAAAACAAAAAGAUUAACUGAAAAGGGGAAAAUGUGGUUAAAGUCAGUGUUACUAGAAACUGAUCCUCUUCCCCCUUCAAACCUUCGCUGAAGCAAAUACAGAAAACCACAGAAAUGAUUGUAGAUCAGCUUUCUUCAUCGGCACUGUCUGUACCUGAACAUGUUUGUGGUGUGUGUCUGUGUGUCAGAUGAUUGAAAGUCCUUCAGCAUGACUGUGCUGAUCUCAGUCUGGUACAGUAUUCACCCCCAGAGACUUUGUGUCCCAAAUCUCACUGCUAGGAUUUUUCUAAAAGGGUCUUUGUAGUGUCACAUGUUACAUUUCAAGCACCAAAGGCGCUAUGUGCACAAAAUUCACUUUUGAAUGAGCACAAAGUGUUUCGUGGUCUCAUAGAAAUAACUUUUGACAUAAAAUCAAAGAAAAUGGAAUGAUGUAAUAACAAUAUUAUAAUUUAUAUAUCUUUGCCACCCUGCAGCCUUGAACAAUGGUUUAGAAAAUGGAUGGAUAUUGUUACCAUAUUAAUUUGUAAUUAAUUAAUUUUCUGAUGCAAAAGGUAUUCUGUGCCACUACAAUCAUGUUUAAAAAGCAUAACUCUGCCCCAUGUGGACAAUAUCACACUUUCCACAAAGCACUUGGUGAUAAGAUAUGAAUUAUGCUAUAACAAGUCAUUUGCAUUGAUUUUUGUGGCGUAAAAAGGUAUUCUGUUUCACCAAAGUGAGACAUAAAACAGAAAUGGAAACAUAGACUUGAAAGGCUUCACUCCAAAGAUCGUGAGAGGGGGGGGGAAACUUCACGUACACAAGGUAUUUGACAAAGCUUCGUCUCGUCCUUGCACUCGUGUGCGGAUUCUCAACAAAAGUGAGAGCCAAAGCCCUGAAAAAACUUCAAUCCAGUUUUGUCAUGGUUUGAUCAUCUGUCAUUAAACCUUUAAUGGUCUCUUAAAAGUAGACCAUGAUAUGAUGCAACUCCUGAAAGUGCCUCUGUAGAUAUUAACAUUUAUUUUCUGAACAACUUCUUCAGGCAGAUAUUGAUUCUGGGAGUAGCAUCGCGUCUCCAGCUCAUAAUGUUAAUUGUUUUUCUCAGUAUUUUCUUAAAUUUAUGACCAAUUAAUAAUUUGAGGUGCCUUCUGAGUUUGUCAUCACACCUAAAAGCAGUUUUGACACACACCAAAGAUGAAAUGUCCAAUUUUCUGUAAUUUUGUUUCAAUAACUGAAGCUUCACUUCAUUAGCAGUGGGAUGCCUGUGGGGAAACGGUGUGCUACAACAUGUCUGUUUGUCUUCUUACCUUGCUUUAACACUAACUUUAGCAUUUGAUUAAGAUUUACUUUCAGUAAACUUAUGCUUAAUGCAUGUUUUAAAUCUGAAGCUGUCUGUCUCUCUGCCCUCUUUAUCGUUGUAGUUUCCUGUUUUUUAUUAAGAGACCUGCACAAGUGCAAGUUAAUUUCCUCAUGAACAUGACUAGUGUAAGUCUGCUGUGAUUACUCCUCUUGUUCUGCAAUAAGUUGGCUUUGUCUAUCAAAGGAAUGUUUUUACAAUGGUUGCGUAGUUGUCUUUAAUGUAUCAUCUUGAUAAAGACUGACAUCUUUAAAAAUGUGUUUAUAAGGGGAACAAAAACAAGGACGUUUUUGGCAAAAGUA